Messenger RNA from Chanos chanos (milkfish), 2157 nucleotides. It is a transcript of the gene cdh27, whose product is annotated as cadherin 27. The transcript is spliced from 13 exons. The record is from RefSeq and is a predicted model, not a curated record. Bases 1 to 2157 code for a protein of 718 amino acids. Gene Ontology annotation, molecular function: calcium ion binding; cadherin binding; beta-catenin binding. Gene Ontology annotation, biological process: multicellular organism development; cell migration; cell morphogenesis. Gene Ontology annotation, cellular component: plasma membrane; catenin complex; adherens junction. Lineage: Eukaryota; Metazoa; Chordata; Actinopteri; Gonorynchiformes; Chanidae.
AUGAACACCACCAUAUCAAGCUACAUUAUUCUCUUGGGUCUUGUCUGCAUGUGCAGGAUGGAGGAGCAUGUGGUCCGUUCUAAGAGAGCCUGGAUCAUAGACUCAUUCAGUAUCGUAGAGGAACACCCUGGGCCGUUCCCCUAUGCACUUGGCCAUAUUAAUAUUGAACGGAAGUACAGAGUUGGGUUUGAUUUAUAUGGGCACGGUGUGGAUGAAGAUCCAAAAGGAAUUCUCUCCAUUGAUAAAGACACCGGCGUCCUAACAGUCCACGGAAAAAUAAAUUACGAGGAAUAUACGUCUCUAAUGCUGACCUUUGAGGUGAGGAACAAAUCGAACCUGGCUUUGGACACAAAGCUGGGGGUCAACAUAGAGAUUUUGGACAUAAAUGAUAACCCGCCACUUUUUCAGAGGAAUAUUUAUGAAUCCACAGUUAGCGAGCAAGCAAUGCAAGGAAGUUUCACCCUAACAGUGUUUGCCAUUGAUGGUGAUAGGCCUGGGACUCCAAACUCAACCUUUGACUACAGGAUCAUUUCUGUAACUCCUAACACACCCAGUGCUGAGUGGUUCAUUCGAGAUACUGGAGCAAUAUUAUUUAAAGGAUGUUUGGAUUAUGAGGCUGCUGAGAGAUAUACCAUUGUGGUUGAAGCAAAAGACCAUGGAGAGGGAGUCCAGCUCUCAAGUUCCACAACCGUCCUAAUUAAUGUGUUAGACGGCAACAAUCAUUUACCUGUUAUCACUGGCCAUACAGGCAGUGGUAGAGUGAAAGAGAGGGAAACCGGAGUUUCUCCUCUCCGAAUACAUGUAAGUGACAGAGACUCAUACCAAACCGGGGCAUGGAGGGCUAAGUACACAAUAUUAGGAGAUGUCGGGCAACACUUCAGUAUCGACACUGACCCAGAAACCAACGACGGAAUCCUGACUGUAAUAAAACCACUGGACUUUGAGGAAGGAGCUGAGAGAAAAGUGUCCGUCUCCGUCGAGAACGUGGAACCGCACUUCUCCUGCGAGGUGAAGGAGAAGACGGCAUCAGAGAUGUGGAGAGUGGUCACCACUGGUGACGAACAAAAGAACAGCAAUGAGAUGGACCUGUCAACAGUGGAGUUCAGCAUCAUAGUAGAAGAUAUCAACGACCCUCCUGUGUUCACUGUGCCAGUCAAAGAAGUCCUGGUGAAGGAAAAUGUAGAGAUUGGCUUCUAUGUUGAAACAGUCACAGCCGCUGACCAAGAUCUGGGAUUUGCUAAUGAGUUUGUGUACGCCAUAGGACAUGACCCUGGUGACUGGGUGAGAGUAGAUGCAAAAACUGGACAGAUUUUUACUACAUGUGUUCUGGACAGGGAAUCCAUUCAUGUGGUUAACGACACCUACACAGUCAUCCUCCAUGCCACCGAUAAAGGUGAUCCGCCAAUGACUGGAACAGGCACACUUCUGAUUCGUCUGCAUGAUCAGAAUGACAAUGUGCCCCAGCUGGUGACAAACUCAGUUUACAUUUGUAUGAUGGAUGAAGCCUCGGUGACUGAAGUUGCAGCUUCAGACUUGGAUGGAUUUCCUUACAGUGACCCCUUUAACUUUGAAAUACUAGGAGAUGUGGAGGGAAAAUGGAGAUUUGAGCCAAAUUAUGGGACCACUGUGCAUUUGGUGAAGGAGAAUGUUGUUCAUUCUGGCCUGUAUACGUUACUGGUCAAAGUGUCAGACAGACAGGGCCAGUUUGCUCUUCAGAACUUGUCUGUCACAGUAUGUGACUGCUCUGCCACGCCCAACUGCCUGUUUCGCAAAACCACAGGCGGCAUGGGUGCUGCGGCCAUUGUCACUGUGUUACUGGCCAUGCUUUUGUUCCUGGGGUGUUUGUUACUGUCUCUUACUGCAUCGUGCAGGCCAGAGAAGGUUAGCAUUGACACAGACUGUACAUCUGGAGAUACACUGCUUAAGUCCAACACUGAAACACCAGGGAACGAUUGCUCGAGAAUACAUACCAUAGAGGCACCAGGGAUGGAAGUGUUUGAUUAUGAUCCCCACCCGUAUGCUUUUGAGGGGGAUUUUGAAGGGGACUCCAACCCUGACUUGGAUUCCAUAUCCAUUCCAGAUGAUGAUUUCAGUUAUGACCAGCUCCUGGACCUGGGCCCAAGAUUUAAUCAGCUGGGCGUGAUUUGCAAAGCAUGA